Penaeus monodon (black tiger shrimp) is the source of this 1301-nucleotide messenger RNA. RefSeq names its product ribonuclease P protein subunit p40-like. Lineage: Eukaryota; Metazoa; Arthropoda; Malacostraca; Decapoda; Penaeidae. Gene Ontology annotation, biological process: endonucleolytic cleavage in ITS1 to separate SSU-rRNA from 5.8S rRNA and LSU-rRNA from tricistronic rRNA transcript (SSU-rRNA, 5.8S rRNA, LSU-rRNA); tRNA 3'-end processing; tRNA 5'-leader removal. Gene Ontology annotation, cellular component: multimeric ribonuclease P complex; ribonuclease MRP complex. The transcript has 8 exons. Gene Ontology annotation, molecular function: ribonuclease MRP activity; ribonuclease P activity. The record is from RefSeq and is a predicted model, not a curated record. The coding region runs from base 160 to 1290 and encodes 376 amino acids.
AAACUAUAAGAGAAAUAGCUAAUCGAGAAAAUACUUAUAAGCUCGUACUAAUGAAAACAAACUUGUUUACUUUUCAAUCGUAUCACGCGGAACAUAACCUGUAAAUAUUAAAUAGGAAUAUACCAAGGAUUCACUUCCAACAGAAAAGGACACAAGAAAAUGCUAAAUCCAGAAGUGAUCAAAUUUCCAGCACCGAAAUCUCAGCUAACAUACACACACCAUACAUGGGAUGACCCAAAGAGAAAGGUGACUUGGCAGCAUGUUAUUCAUGAUCACACUUUCAACAGAAAGGUGGUGGUGCUUCUCCCAGACACACCAAUUGUACCAAAUUCUUUGUCUGACUCCUUUACUGAGGAUGCCCAGCAUUACUUAGUGAAGAACCUUCCUCUAGCAGAAUUUUGCAGCCCAGUUUUCCUUCAGGCAUUCUGUCAAAAAGGUCACUUUCAUGCUUUAUGCUGUGACACACGUGUAGAUGUAGACAAUACGGCUGCCAUGACCCCUGAUGGAUAUCUUCAUAUACUUGUUGAUAAAUUUACCUAUCAGGAGCUCCAGUUACAUGGAACUCUUUCAUCUCACAUUCUACGCAAGCCUCAGGACAGAUAUGUUAUCAAGAUUAACACCAAUGAGAAGACCUUCAGACCAGAGAAGUCAUACUAUGAAAGGGUUACUUCUGCUCUUAGCCAUCCUCGGCUGAAAUUCAACUUUUGGAUAACGUGGAAACCAAAGAAUGGUGAUAUAUGUCCUUCAUCAGUAGCCAAAUACUUCCAUGACCUUGGAUUUGCAGUAGAAGAACAAUUUCCAGAUGUUUAUAAGAGCAUAGCAUCUGAAGUGGCCAUGCCAAGAUUAGACAAGAAACAAGCAGAUGAUGUGGAAGAAUUAGAGCCAGAAGAGCUUUUGGAAUGGAUAGGUUGUCAGUCUUUAGGAAUAAGGUUAGAAACUAACCCAAGUUCUGUGUGUGAAUUGGUGAGGCCAAAGGCAUAUGACAUGGUCAGCAAUGUGAAUGCAGUUCACUGUACGGGAUUUUUCACCUCAGAGUAUAUUGUUUCCCUGGUCAGCACUUUGAGGAGCUGGCUGUUAGAGCGAAGUCCCACUUCUGUCCCUUGGCUUAGUGUGACAGUCUAUGGUCAUCCAGACUCGCCUGUUAGCUGGGGUCAUCAGGAACACUCAUAUCGAUCCAAUGGAGACAAUUUCUACACUCUUGUUCUGCAAAGGGAUGGUGUCCACAUCUUCAAAGUCUUUGGUUCUACACAACCCCUGAGAAUGUAUCCCAAAGCUAACAAUAAUAAGUAGUAAUAAGAAGA